Molecule: messenger RNA, 2082 nt
Organism: Glarea lozoyensis ATCC 20868
Lineage: Eukaryota; Fungi; Ascomycota; Leotiomycetes; Helotiales; Helotiaceae
Product: alpha/beta-Hydrolase
Exons: 2
Coding region: 1-2082 (693 amino acids)
Biological process (GO): multivesicular body membrane disassembly; piecemeal microautophagy of the nucleus; neutral lipid catabolic process
Molecular function (GO): glycerophospholipase activity
Source: RefSeq, a predicted model, not a curated record
AUGAAGACAUCUACCCACCAGAAAUGCGUCUCUGCAGGCAGAGUCACCUCGCGCUUACUGCUCUCUUUCCUGUUGUUGUCGGCUCCCAUCACCGCUAAGCGGCUCGAUACAUCACGUCAACAACAGCAUCAACAGCAACCCGUGGCCAUCCUGCCGCCUCAUCCUACUAUUCCCCAGCCAGAUUCCCCAGAGAGUCACGAGCAUGUAUUCACAUUACGGCAUGUAUUCCACCACGGCAACCUCGACCGGCCAGCGGAACAUAUGCGGUUGGAUAUACCCCAGACGGCGUCCUCGGUGUGGAUAGAGAGCGAGGAGGGACCCCUCGAAGAAGUAACUCGACCAUUAGUAGUGAAAAGUAAUGCGAUGGGCAUACAGCGGUUAAAGGACCGCCGACCAUCGACCGUAGACCCGAUGGUUGCGGGUGCACGAGAAUGGGGACAAUAUUGGUCCACAUCCGCAGAUGCCUGGACAUUUGAUAACGUAGCGGGGCCAAAUGUGACAGACAAAGAGACGAUUCUUACUUUUGCUCAAAUGGCCGCGAAUGCCUAUGUCGAUGUGCCAGACACAGGAGACUGGAAAGACGUGAAUGGAGGAUUCAAUAGAACGGACGACAAGGGCUUUGGAUGGGAUGGGACAGGACUUCGAGGGUAUCUUUAUGGAGACGAGACUAAUUCGGUCAUUGUGAUCGGCCUAAAAGGCACCACGCUUGCUAUAUGGGAUGGGGACGGAACCACGACGAACGACAAGGAGAAUGAUAACCUCUUUUUCAGCUGUUGCUGUGGCCAGCAAGGAAGCGCGUUCUAUCGACAAGUUUGCGAUUGCGCAGUCGGGACAUACACCUGCAAUUUGACGUGUUUGAGGAGAAGUUUGAGGAAGGAAAACCGGUACUAUGCUGCGGCUCGCCAUCUCUACAAUAACGUGACAGCACUCUACCCCGAUGCAGAAGUUUGGAUGUCGGGUCACUCCCUGGGCGGUGCCGUCAGCGCCAUGAUUGGGCUUACCUACGGCAUACCGGUCCUUACCUUCGAGGCCGUUCCCGAUGCUCUUCCUGCGAACCGGCUUGGACUUCCAGUACCGCCAGGAGUGGACCCAGAUAGACCAGGUCAACGAGACUUCACGGGUGCAUACCAUUUUGGACACAGUGCAGAUCCAAUUUAUGUAGGUACUUGCAACGGCGCUACUGCAAGUUGUUCUUACGCCGGAUACGCCCUGGAAAGCGCCUGUCACUCCGGUAGAGAAUGCAUGUACGACGUUGUCAAAGAUAAUGGAACACGAGUCUCCAUCUUGACACACAAAAUCAACUGGGUGAUCCCAAAUGUCAUAAAGCAAUACGACAAGGUACCGGAAUGUGUUUUCACGCCGGAAUGUUAUGACUGCCCAUUAUGGAAAGAAGUUACUGGCAACAGUAGCUUAACUACAUCUUCGUCAUCCAGCACAACGAGGACGAACACCCGAACAGCGACUUGCAAGACUCCUGGAUGGUGGGGUUGCCUGGAUGAGACGACAACCACAUCCGGUACCGUUACAACAACUAGCAGUACCACCACCACCACCUCGACGUGUAAAACUCCCGGAUGGUUUGGCUGUAACGAUGAGACAACAACGACUACUAUGAGUAAAUCCAGCAAAACGCCUACUGUCACAUCGACUAGCAGCACUACGGCCAGCACUUCGACCACGACCUGCGAGACGCCCGGCUGGUGGGGCUGUAACGACCCAACACGCUCAACCACGACGACAAGCGCGAAGACACAUUCUCUUACCUCAAGCUGUAGGGAUCCAGGAAUAUUCUGGGGUUGCUAUGACAGUCCCACCUCCACACAUACACGCUCACAUCCAAUCACGAGCCCACCACCAAUGCCAACAUCGACUCACUCAACUCCCACAGCAAGCCCGACGACUAGUCACAGUUGCACUUCUCCAGCCUGGUUCGGAUUGGUUUGCCUGGAUCCUUCGCCAGUUCCUACUCAUAAACCUAAGCCAAAAAAGCCCUCUCACGGUCCGCAUUGCAUUAGUCGGGGCUGGUUAGGCUUCUGUCGAGAAUGGGCGAACACUAGUCGUGCUGCCAGACUGGAAAUUUAG